Molecule: messenger RNA, 2459 nt
Organism: Pimephales promelas (fathead minnow)
Lineage: Eukaryota; Metazoa; Chordata; Actinopteri; Cypriniformes; Leuciscidae
Gene: lctlb
Product: lactase-like b
Biological process (GO): carbohydrate metabolic process
Molecular function (GO): hydrolase activity, hydrolyzing O-glycosyl compounds
Source: RefSeq, a predicted model, not a curated record
AGCACAGUGCUUUGCCACCCAGGCUGAACAGUCACAGACUUUGUACGUCAACUUUCAAACCCCAGGAUAGUUCUCAUCGAUUUUAAAGGCACUUCCAUCAGGGAUCAAUGCAGAUUCUGUGAGAGGGUAACUACCUCUCAGAUCAGGAGAGUGUGGUCCUGAAGAGAGUCGCUGAGCGCUGGAAUAUGAUGCUGUCACACCGCGUUGGACGAGUGUGUCAUGUGCUUGUGCUGGUGUUGUGUCUGUCUGCGGCUGAGGACUUCGACUGGUCAGCGAACAACCACGACUCCUUCUAUUAUGGCACUUUUCCAAAUGGAUUUUCGUGGGGAGCCGGCGGUUCAGCCUAUCAGACAGAAGGAGCCUGGGACAAAGAUGGGAAAGGACUGAGCAUCUGGGAUGUGUUCACUCAUAAGAAGGGAAAGACGUUCUUGAAUGAUACUGGAGACUCUUCGUGCGAUGGAUACUACAAAAUCAAGGAUGACAUUUUGUUGAUGAAAGAGCUGAAUCUGAAUCAUUAUCGGUUCUCCAUCUCCUGGCCCAGGAUCAUGCCAACUGGUAUCAGGUCUGACCAUGUGAAUGAGAAAGGACUGAAGUAUUAUGAUGUUCUUAUUAAUGAGCUUCUUGAAAAUAAUAUCACUCCCAUAGUGACCCUGUAUCAUUGGGACCUGCCACAGGUUUUGCAAGAGAAAUAUGGUGGGUGGCAGAACAUCAGCAUGAUUAAUUAUUUCAACGAUUUUGCCAACCUUUGCUUUGAACGAUAUGGGGACCGUGUGAAAUACUGGAUAACCUUUAAUAACCCAUGGGCAGUGGCGGUGGAAGGAUAUGAAACUGGAGAACAUGCUCCAGGACUGAAGCUCAGGGGCACGGGGGCCUACAGAGCAGCUCACCACAUCAUUAAGGCACAUGCUAAGGUUUGGCACACUUACGAUUCUCAGUGGCGAAGCAAACAAAGAGGUAUGGUGGGUAUUUCACUGUAUGGGGACUGGGGAGAGCCUGUGGACAUCACUAACCAGAAGGACAUUGAGGCUGCUGAGAGAUAUGUGCAGUUUUACAUAGGCUGGUUUGCAACACCCAUCUUUCAUGGAGAUUAUCCUCAAGUGAUGAAGGAUUUCAUAGGGAGGAAAAGUACACAGCAGGGCUUGGGAACGUCUCGCCUUCCCUCCUUUUCCUCUCAGGAGAAGAGUUACAUCAAAGGCACCUGUGACUUCCUAGGCGUGGGACACUUCACGACACGCUACGUCACCCAAAGCUUCCCAUCCAACCGUGGCACCUACUUCUCAGAUCGGGAUAUAGCGGAGCUGGUCGACCCACGUUGGCCCGAUCCUGGUUCAGAGUGGCUUUACUCGGUUCCUUGGGGCUUUCGCCGUCUGCUCAACUUUAUAAAGACUCAAUAUGGGAACCCCAUGCUCUUCAUCACUGAGAACGGGGUCUCAGAGAAGAUGACGUGCACAGAACUGUGUGAUGACUGGAGGAUUCAGUAUUACAAGGAUUACAUCAAUGAGAUGCUCAAAGCUAUCAGGGAUGGAGUGAACGUGAAGGGCUACACCGCCUGGUCCCUGCUAGACAAGUUUGAGUGGGAUGAGGGUUACUCAGAGAGGUUCGGCUUGUACUACGUAGACUUCAAGAACAAAAAUAAACCUCGCUACCCCAAGGCCUCUGUUCAGUUCUACAAACGCGUCAUUAAUUCUAAUGGAUUUCCCAAUCAAAGAGAGGUUGAGAACUGGAAGAGGAAAGCUAUAGAGACUUGCUCCACCAGCAAUCAGCUCCUGGCUGCAGAUCCUUUAACCAGCCACAUGGAGAUGGUGACUGAGGUUGUGGUUCCUACGGUGUGCACCCUCUGCAUUUUGAUCAGCGCUGUGUUUCUCAUGUUCCUGCUGCGUAAACGCAAUUAGCUCACUUUUUUAUAACGAAAAAUAACUGAAUUCGGACAGUUUCUCAUUUAAUACUCUUUGCAGGCAGGGAUGCUAAGGUUAAAGAUAAUAUGCUGAAUUUAAAAGGUACAUUAUAACUUUUGGCCCUCUUGCAGUUAAAAAACAAAACUGCAUGCAUUUUGUAGAAGUACAUUGUUUUGGUCGUGCUUCGACUCGGGACUGCGGGACUGUGCGGAUGAAUAUGGUUAUCCUACUGUUUUGUAAACUGUUUGUUCUUUAAUUCCAAUUUGUUCCACACCACACGUGCGUCAAACUAGCCGGAGCGACUUCUCUAUAUUUAUGGAUAUGACAAGACAUGCAUGGGCAAGUUUACUUAAGUGAAUUGGGGUAAGACAAAAACAUGUUUUGGAGGAAGGAUUGAUUUUGAAUCAUUUAAAUUUAGUUAAUUUUCAACAACAACAAAAAGUUACAUAUUGUACCUUUAAAUGAUAUAGGCAAAUAGUCUUUCAGUUUUGGAUGUUCUCCACAGUUCUUUCUAUGUGGACUAAACCAGUUGCAUUCAACCCUACUGUUCAAAGGUUUGGGGUC